AUGGACCAUGCCUCACUACACAGUAAGAUCCGUGAGUUUGAAAAUCGGAUACGAAAAUGGCGACAACUCAGAUUUGGAUUCGUUGACUCUGCCCAUUUGAUACCUCCGAGAAGGUCUGCAUCAUCUGAUCCGAAACGCUUUACUGGCACAACUCCGUCAACAAGCGCUACACCCACGCAUCGAUCCUCAAGCGCGCUUCCUGUUGGGUGUCGUUCGAGUCCGAUGGCUCGGAAGGCUUUUACUCUCAAUUUUAAUGGUCCCAGUCAAGCACAACGUGAACUCGACGAAAUCGAACGGCGUUAUGAAGCGGUUAAAAGAAACUCCGGAAUUUUGCGAUUGAAUGGUGAGGUGGUCAAAGCUGAUUUCCAUGAUUUGGAGUUCAUAUCUGACAUAGGGAACGGUAGUUGUGGACAUGUAUCCAAAAUGAGUUACAAAGGACACGUUAUGGCGGUUAAGGAUAUGGCUCGAACUUCUAAUAAAGAGGAUAAUAAACGAAUAAUCAUGGAUCUGGAUGUGAUUUCACGAGCUGACGCUUCUCACCAUAUAGUUUUGUGUUAUGGUUAUUUUAUUUCAGAGACAAGUGUUAAAGUAUGCAUGGAAGUCAUGGCUUCUUGUCUUCAUACUCUUCUACGAAGUGCAAAUCGUAUGGGGAUCCGAAUUGCAGAAGGAUACAUUGGAAAAAUGUCUGUUAGCAUAAUACAAGCCCUAGAUUAUUUAAAAGAUCAUUUAAAUGUCAUCCACCGUGACGUAAAACCGUCAAACAUUCUUUUGGAUUGGAAUGGUGCCGUAAAAUUAUGCGAUUUUGGUAUUAGUGGGCAACUUAUUGAAUCCCGUGCUCACACCGUACAAGCUGGAUGCCCUCCUUAUAUGGCUCCUGAAAGAUUUGAUCCUCGAUACAAUGCGGAUUAUGAUAUUCGAAGCGAUGUAUGGUCUGUAGGAAUCUCAUUGGUGGAAUUGGCAACGGGAAAAUAUCCAUAUUCCCAUAUCGAUUCUGAGUUCGCGAUACUUGCUGCUAUCGUGAGGGAUCCUUCUCCCACACUUCCAAUGAACAUGGAUUUCACGCCAGAGUUCCACAAUUUCAUUUCUCAGUGUCUUCAAAAAGACUUUCAACUCCGCCCGAAAUACAAGGCUCUUUUGAGUCAUCCAUUUAUUCUCAAUAGUGAGAGUGAUCAAAGUCACGACCUUGGUAUUCUUGUGCAGGAUGUGCUGGCUCAGGAGGAAGAUUCAAAUCGGUAUUACCGUGUAUCAUCUCCGAAACUGUGCUCACCACGGAAGACAUCCAUAUUUUCCUCAAGUUCACCUUAUCCCUCUGAGAGUCCCAUUGGUUCGUCGGAUGCCGAAGAUGUCAGUGAAAUCCGUUGCACAUCGCCUCCGUUGUCUCGCGAUUCACCUUGGUACCGUAUCCCUUUAUUUCCUCUCGGAUAUUCCCCGGAUUCAACUAGGUCAACAUCUCCUACUGGAUCGUUGGCUUCUUCUUCCCAUGCUGGUCCAAGGAUACUGUAUGAAGUACCUGCACGUCGUAAACCAGUAACACUUCAGGAUCUUGAAUCUAUGGAGAGAUUUAAAGCGGAGAAACAGAUCUUCCAAUGUGUUUGGUGUUGGAAAUUCAAGGCGAUAACCACGAUUAUAGUAAUUGGAGAUGAGUUUCUUUCGGAUCCAUGUAAACUGGAUCAUGUUUGCAUUCCAGUUAAUAAACUUGAAGAUAGAUUGGAGAGAAUUACUCAUAAGUGGUUGAUGGAACUGCGAGAGAAGACGAAAUCGUGCAAAAGUUCACCCAAGAAGGAAUAUAGACGUUUUCUAAAAUGGCUUGGAGAAAAAUCGGAUGAAGAGGAUAAAGUUAGGAAAACACUGUUAAAAAUUCAUCGACGAUCGGGCGGAUUCAAGGAGCAUCAGAAGUUGUUUUCGAGGUUUUGCAAACCGAUGAAACAAUCGCGAGGAGUUAGAGUUAGAAAAUAUCAAUGGGUUCUGCCACAAUCCCUUCAAGAUGAGACAGAAUGGGAAUUUCUCACGGAUUUUGAUGGUAGUUUCGGGCAUAGGAAAAUGAGAACAGCGAAAUAUCCGGAAGAAAUGACCGGAAUCAGUACAGAAGAGAAAUUCUGGGGAUCAUAUUGA
Molecule: messenger RNA, 2112 nt
Organism: Necator americanus (New World hookworm)
Lineage: Eukaryota; Metazoa; Nematoda; Chromadorea; Rhabditida; Ancylostomatidae
Exons: 19
Coding region: 1-2112 (703 amino acids)
Biological process (GO): protein phosphorylation
Molecular function (GO): ATP binding; protein kinase activity
Source: RefSeq, a predicted model, not a curated record